AGCACGUGGUCAUUAAGGGGGAGAACAAUACUGAGAAGAGAGGUGGUUCCUGCCAAGAGUCCCAGGUAGGACUCGGUUGGAUGGAGGAGGCUUUACCCUUUUACAAAGUGUUGAGUUCAAAUUCCAGUUCACUCCUUCCACAAAUGUUUAUUAACCAGCCAUGCUGUUUUGUGCUGGGCCUUUAGCUCCAGAUUUCUUUCUCUGAAGACAGAACAGAAGAAAUGAGCUGGAAGUGCUUCAGGAGGGGUUUUGACAUCAGGAAUGCUUUUCCGGCCGUGUAGAGUUAUUACAUAGCCAAAGAAGAUGUGGUGCUGCCUGCUCUGGAGAGCUUUAAACUUGGAAGAAAUUCCUACCUGCUAGGCGGGCAGGCAGAGGCACCAUGGGGAAGGCCACGGUCUUGAGACAGGUGGGGAAGAUCAAGCCGAGGGACCUGAGGCCAAGUGUGGGAUACCAUCACAGCUCAGAGCACACCCUGAACUUUUCCAAGACAGGAGCACAGGUGGGGUCUGGUCUGACUGGGUUCCGAGUCCAGGUCUAGCAGGGAAAGAUGCGUGCUUAUCCCCUACACCCCACUCACACAUGGGACACGCAGGCAGCUAUGCACACGUGGAUACAUGGAACCACACGCUCAAACACAGAAACUCAAAACACACGGAGAGAACCCACACAGCCACCCACACCGAAGUCCUGCCCGCCGCCUGCGGUGCGCUCUGUAAACACGCACUCACAUCCGCCCGCACAGGGCACACGCAGCCUCUCGUCCCCGGCGCCCGUGUGCGUGCGCUCGCCCUUGGGCGCUUCUGUCUGUGUGUGCCCCCGGCUUCCAAUCGUUCCUUUGGGAGGGGGAGGAGUGGCUGCGAGGAGUGAGAGACUGGCGGGCAAGCUGAGGAGAAGGGAGGGAGAGCAGAGGGAGGGGGGAACCCGGCCGGGGGAGGAGGAGAGAGGCGAGGAGGCGGCUCUGGCAGCGCGCGGCGGCGGCGGCGGUAGCGGCAGCGGCAGCGGCAGCAGCAGCGGCGGCGCGGAGAGCUCGGACUGGGAGCCCGAAGCUCGGCUGGGCAGCGGGAGAGGAGGAGCCGCAGGAACUGCAGCUCUGCCAGCUUGGGCCGAGCCCAGAGACACCGGCCUGGCUGGUCCACGCCAGCCGCAGACCGUGGCUGAGCAUGGAGCUGUCCCCCCGCAGUCCUCCGGAGAUGCUGGAGGAGUCGGAUUGCCCGUCACCCCUGGAGCUGAAGUCGGGCCCCAGCAAGAAGAUGUGGAUUAAGCUUCGGUCUCUGCUGCGCUACAUGGUGAAGCAGUUGGAAAAUGGGGAGGUAAACAUCGAGGAGCUGAAGAAAAACCUGGAGUACACCGCUUCUCUGCUGGAGGCUGUCUACAUAGAUGAGACACGGCAAAUCCUGGACACGGAGGACGAGCUGCAGGAGCUGCGGUCAGAUGCUGUGCCUUCGGAGGUGCGGGACUGGCUGGCCUCCACCUUCACCCAGCAGGCCCGGGCCAAAGGCCGCCGAGCAGAGGAGAAGCCCAAGUUCCGAAGCAUUGUGCAUGCCGUGCAGGCGGGGAUCUUCGUGGAACGGAUGUUCCGGAGAACAUACACCUCUGUGGGUCCCACUUAUUCUACUGCUGUCCUCAACUGUCUCAAGAACCUGGAUCUCUGGUGCUUUGAUGUCUUUUCCUUGAACCGGGCAGCAGAUGACCAUGCCCUGAGGACCAUUGUUUUUGAGUUGCUGACUCGGCAUAACCUCAUCAGUCGCUUCAAGAUUCCCACUGUGUUUUUGAUGAGUUUCCUGGAUGCCUUGGAGACAGGCUAUGGGAAGUACAAGAAUCCUUACCACAAUCAGAUCCAUGCAGCUGAUGUUGCCCAGACAGUCCAUUGCUUCCUGCUCCGCACGGGGAUGGUGCACUGCCUGUCGGAGAUUGAGGUCCUGGCCAUCAUCUUUGCUGCAGCCAUCCAUGAUUAUGAGCACACGGGCACUACCAACAGCUUCCACAUCCAGACCAAGUCAGAAUGUGCCAUCCUGUACAAUGAUCGUUCAGUGCUGGAGAAUCACCACAUCAGCUCUGUUUUCCGACUGAUGCAGGAUGACGAGAUGAACAUUUUCAUCAACCUCACCAAGGAUGAGUUUGUAGAGCUCCGCGCCCUGGUCAUUGAGAUGGUGUUGGCCACGGACAUGUCCUGCCAUUUCCAGCAAGUGAAGACCAUGAAGACGGCCUUGCAGCAGCUGGAGAGGAUUGACAAGCCCAAGGCCCUGUCUCUACUGCUCCAUGCUGCCGACAUCAGCCACCCAACCAAGCAGUGGCUGGUCCACAGCCGCUGGACCAAGGCCCUCAUGGAGGAAUUCUUCCGCCAGGGCGACAAGGAGGCAGAGUUGGGCCUGCCCUUUUCUCCGCUCUGUGACCGCACUUCCACCCUGGUGGCACAGUCUCAGAUAGGGUUCAUUGACUUCAUUGUGGAGCCCACGUUCUCUGUGCUGACUGAUGUGGCAGAGAAGAGUGUUCAGCCCCUGUCGGAUGAGGACUCCAAGUCUAAAAACCAGCCCAGCUUUCAGUGGCGCCAGCCCUCUCUCGAUGUGGAAGUGGGAGACCCCAACCCUGAUGUGGUCAGUUUUCGUUCCACCUGGCUCAAGCGCCUUCAGGAGAACAAGCAGAAAUGGAAGGAACGGGCAGCGAGUGGCAUCACCAACCAGAUGUCCAUUGAUGAGCUGUCCCCCUGUGAAGAAGAGACCCCACCCUCCCCUGCUGAAGAUGAACACAACCAGAAUGGGAAUCUGGAUUAGCCCCGGGGCUGGCCCAGGUCUUCACUGAGUCCAAAGUGUUUGAUGUCAUCAGCACCAUCCAUCAGGACUGGCUCCCCCAUCUGCUCCAAGGGAGCGUGGCCGUGGAAGAAACAACCCACCCGAAGGCCAAACGCCAGAGAUUUGGGGUUGGGGAAAGGGCCCCUCCCCACCUGACACCCACUGGGGCACACUUUCAUGUGCCGGCAGCAAGACUGGGGAACUUCAGGCUCCCAAUGGUCACUGUGCCCAUCCCUCAGCCUCUGGACUCUCUUCAUCGCCAAGUGGCUGCCUCGGAGCGGGGAGCUUCCUGGAGGCUUCCCAGGGCCUUGGGGGAGGGUCAGAGAUGCCAGCCCCCUGCGCCCUCCCCUAUCCUUUUUGCCUCCAAGUUUCUAAGCAAUACAUUUUGGGGGUUCCCUCAGCCCCCCACCCCAGAUCUUAGCUGGCAGGUCUGGGUUCCCCUUUUCUUCCCCUGGGAAGGGCUGGAAUAGAAUAGAAAGCUGGGGGUUUUCAGAGCCCUGUGCGUGAGGAGGGGAGCAGGUUCCUUCAGGGCAUGGUACCUUUCUAGGACCUGGGAAUGGGGUGGGUAGGACAUCCUCUUCACCCCACAAUUGCACUGCUUCAGCCCAUCUCCAGCCUGAUCCUCCCCAACCUUCCUUCUCUUCCAUUCUGGUCCAGUGACUGGGGAAAAAGGAGCCAUUGUGACCAGGGGCUGCAGGAGCCCUUUCCUGGGACCUUCCUUGGGACUGGUCUGGGCCCCAGGGCUUCCCACCUGCCCUGGCUGAGUCCUGAGCCCUUUGCCUCCUUCCUCUCCCAUAGGGCUGGGAGGCUCCCAUCCGACCAAUGUCUGUAAAGUGCUUUGAGAUCUCCCCAGCAAAGCACCUUCAGGAUGUAUCUUAUCAGCACAGGCAGGAGACACCAGCUGGGUUAGGGUCAAGGGUACCUGGGGAGGGUGAGGUAUAAUCCAGUAACCUGUGUUGCUAAAAGAGAGGGUCUGUCCUUUCCUUUCCACCUCUCAGAACUGGUCCAGCUGCAGGCCCUAAGAAGCUCCUCCCCCGGGACAAGUGGGGGGUAGUGGGUGAAAGGCAGAUGGAGGAGGGCUCAGGGCUGCUGCCUUCCUGUCCUCUGGAGAGAACCCAGCCAGGCACGGUGCCCGUUCCUCUCCUCAGGCUCCUCCUUGCCCCCACCUUGCCCCAGGAAAGGCCAAAGUCCAGGUGACUGCCCUCCUUCUUUCUUGUAAAUACCAACCAUGCAUUUGUACAGUGGGCCCUGUUCAUGCGAAAUCCGUAUCCAUGGUCUUCUAGACCUGCUACCCCAAUACUUCCACCCCACCCCACCCUGAGUAGGGCAGAGACGCAUGUGACUCACCCCUGCCCUUGGUCUCCCAGACCCCUGCUGUAGCCAGAGAACAAUAAAGAAGGGAGACCAGG
Messenger RNA from Sapajus apella (tufted capuchin), 4198 nucleotides. It is a transcript of the gene PDE1B, whose product is annotated as phosphodiesterase 1B. The record is from RefSeq and is a predicted model, not a curated record. The coding region runs from base 1161 to 2771 and encodes 536 amino acids. NCBI's taxonomy places the organism in Eukaryota, Metazoa, Chordata, Mammalia, Primates, Cebidae. Gene Ontology annotation, biological process: signal transduction. The transcript is spliced from 16 exons. Gene Ontology annotation, molecular function: 3',5'-cyclic-nucleotide phosphodiesterase activity.